This is a messenger RNA of Micromonas pusilla CCMP1545, 627 nucleotides long. RefSeq lists its product as uncharacterized. The transcript has 2 exons. The record is from RefSeq and is a predicted model, not a curated record. The annotation marks the transcript as partial. Gene Ontology annotation, molecular function: ferrous iron binding; peptidyl-proline dioxygenase activity; L-ascorbic acid binding. Gene Ontology annotation, biological process: cellular response to hypoxia. NCBI's taxonomy places the organism in Eukaryota, Viridiplantae, Chlorophyta, Mamiellophyceae, Mamiellales, Mamiellaceae.
AUGGACGAUUCCCUCGCGGAGAUCGACGAGCGCCUGAACGACGAGAACUUCGUCGUCGUCGACGGGUUCCUCCCGAGAGAGGACGUGAUCAAACUGAAACGCGAGGUGAAGCGCGCGCACGAGACCGGGCACAUGACCCCGGGCGUCCUCGCGGGCGGGAAAGCCGGGAACGCGACGCAGUACACGAUGAAACACGUCCGCGGCGAUCACGUCGGGUGGUUCUCCGGGACGGAGGCGGACAUCGGCUGGGAGCUCCUCCCGGCCGCGAUGAAAAAGACGGACACGCUCGUGAACGAGCUCGGGAAGCUCGGCGGGGAGUGUUCGCACGUGUCCUCGCGCUCGCAGGCAAUGUGCUCGGUGUACCCGGGCGGCGGCGCGAGGUACGUUCGACACGUGGACAAUCCGGAUCAGAACGGGCGGCUCGUCACCGCGCUGAUAUAUCUGAACGAAUCGUGGGAGGAAGGCGACGGCGGCGAGCUGCGCGCGGCGCCGGUGAAACUCGUCGACGUCGCGCCGCUCGGUGGAAGGCUCGUGCUGUUCAAGUCCAACGCGCGCGUGCCUCACGAGGUCCUCGCCGCGAACGCGGACAGGUACGCGGUGACUCUGUGGUACUUUCACAAGGAAGAG